UGUUAUGUUGUACCCUCACUCCCAUGAUCCCACGGCUGCCUUUGAAGGGUUCCAACCCAACUCUUGCUGCUUAGCCCUUCGAGCACUGUGCAACGGCUUGCUCCCCAGACCAGAACUUCCUGUGGUAAUCUUGCUCGGCACAAGGGCGGUUGGUUCACCUGUCACUGCUCCUUUAUCACUCUACUUUUUUUUCUCAAUAACGUCUCCCUUGGUAUUUCGGGCAAACGGUCUUUAUGGCGGGUACAAGUUGUUGUUUUUUCUUCUUGGCAGUCAAGACUUAUUGUGGACGGCUGAGGAAUACAUCUGCCAGUAAGGGGUUCCAUCCUUUUUAGGAAGAGGUGGUUGGGCGUUGUCUUGGUUGGAGACAUUCGUACCUGACACUACAUGGGUGGCAGGCAAUUCGUGGGUGUCUCGAAGGGUUAACAGUCCCAUGUGGUUUUCUCUGAUGCGGAUGGUUGAAUUAGAACGCGUUCGUCUGAAUAUACUGACUAGGUAAUAUUAGUGGCUAAAAGUCAUUAUACAAACAGGUAGUCUUCUGUAUGGGUUUGAUGGUCAACCUUGGGGUAAUUCACCUGGUCGUGCAAUGUGCCGCAGCCUGCUGUGCCCAGUAGGCGGGAAUCCAAUGUCCCACACACAGACCACCCGAUCACAUCGCAGCCACAAACUGAGCACUGAGGCUUCCAAUUAUUCCCAUGUGGAACAAGAACUCUCAGACCGCCUGUUUCCUUGCCAGUAGCCCCUUCACUCCAAUGCAGUAUCAUUGUGCAGGCAUAUGGUCAGUUACCACCACUGUUGGCUUGUCAGACAUCUAGGGUUGGGGAGUUUCCUUUGCGAACAGAGUAGUCAAAUAUUGUUUUACAACACGAUACAGCUGUAGUGCAGUUGUCAUAAACACUAGUGAUUUAUGGUGUAAGAUUACAAUCACAUUUACAUCGCAGAUAGUCCAACCCUGGUCAGAGAUUUUAAAUAAGCCCCAUUGGUAUGAGUCCUGGGUUAUGGUUUUGGCUUUUCCCUAACCUAUGACAGGGCCAGGAGCCACCACAUGGCUAUAUUCUAAAUAAGCCGAACCCAAGACUGGUCACAGUUUGUUCGUCUUUUAGUCUAGUCUCAUUUUUGUUCUUUAGAACGAACUGAAUGGCCCGUCCAUUAACCAAAGAUGGCCUUUUCCUCAGAAUACAACUUUGACAAGUCUUUUGCGGAUAUGGCUACCUAAACGCUUCUGUAGAAUAGUUUGAAGAUUAGUUUGUCCACGCAUCGCAACAAUUUAUUUGCAACUUGACAAUUUGCCUGUUGCGGCCGAAGUGCACAUCUGCGAGAUGAUAAUGCCGCGAUGUAGUCUGUGGGUAGGCCAGUAUCAAGCCUGCAUGUAGACAGCUCUGUCAUAUACAAAGAUGUUGUGUAAAUAUAUUUCUAUUUUACAUCUUUGUGAAAUAGAAACAUAUAAAGAAAUCUGUGUGCCGCAAUUCCACAGGCCCAUACUAACUGUCCUUAAUUUCUCUCCUACAGCAGUACUGCUUUGCCAGUCCUGUACUGCACUCUCUUAAGGGUGCAGCAACUCCUCCUGUGUAGGUUAUGGUGAACACAGAAGCGUGCGCUUCUUGUCAGUUUUGUCAGGGUCCACUGACUGUCUGUCUGGGUGGGAGAAAAGGCAGCUCCUCCUCGACUUCUGCCCCAAGAUCCUUCUAUUUAGGCUUUUACCAAGUACUUACUACUUUUAAAGAAUUCAAUUUAAACUUCAUUGUAUGGUCUUUUUAUUUUAAUUUUUUUAAUACUUUAUUUGGUAAUUCAUUUUUUUUCUUUUUCUAAAAUGGGAAGUCAAGACCUACAUUUCAAAAUUUGGGAUAGCAAUUGACCCAAGUCAAACUACCAACUGCUCCGGAGCAGACAGUCUGAAACAAAGUUAUUGAGCGUCUGGAUCUUAGCCUUCACUGCCUGUCGUGCAUAUGUGUAACUACAUAUACGCGAUAUGGUUUUCUACCCUGGGUUACUUAAGUAGCCCCAGGUUUAUCUCAACGACAUUGGUAGAUUUGUUAACAAACCCUUGAUUUGAAUUUGUUAAUGCUAUCAAUAAUUCCCAAUCAAGAGGAUAUUUUCUAUUUCAUUUUUAUUUGAGCCCCAGGAGGAUUUUCCUAUUGAGUGACGUAAAAAAACAACAACCAAAUCACAGGUGGUAUGCAUAUGUGUGUGAGUUCCAACCCUUUUCCAAAGUGUUACUAAUGGUAAAGAGAAAUUUUCUAGGCUUCUUUUCUGCCGGUUGAAGUCUGACUGCAGAAGGACCCUUGGCACUGAAAGUGGGGCAAAACGCCGGACCCCAAGCUGCAGUCCAGGUCGUACAUGGACGUCAUGAAGGAGCAGCAUCUGACCAAAGAGGAGAAAGAGAUCCGUCAGCAGAUGGCAGAGAAGGCCAAGACUGGAGACCUGAAGGCUGUCAACGGCUCUGCUGCCUCCCAGGCCGCCGCCGCCGCCAAGAGGAAACGCCGCUGGGACCAGACAGCCGAGAAACAGGACCAAUCGGGAACUCCCAGCAAUGCCGGCACACCUAAGAAAAUGUCCAGUUGGGACCAGGCUGAUCAGGCUGCUGAGACCCCAGGACACACCCCUGGCCACACCCCCUCCAACAGCCGCUGGGACGAGACCCCGGGCAGGAACAAGGGCAGCGAGACCCCAGGGGCCACCCCCAGCACACGCAUGUGGGACCCCACUCCCAGCCACACCCCGGCCGGAGCGGCCACCCCCGGAAGAGGGGACACGCCGGGACACGCCACACCCGGGCACGGGGGAGCCACGGGCAGUGUGCGGAAGAACCGCUGGGACGAGACGCCCAAGACUGAGAGGGAGACCCCCGGUCACGGCAGCGGCUGGGCGGAGACGCCCCGUACCGACCGAGGAGACGAGUCUGUGGGAGAGACGCCCACCCCCGGGGCUAGCAAGAGGAAGUCCCGUUGGGACGAGACCCCCGCCAGUCAGAUGGGCUCCUCCACCCCACUGAUGACCCCUGGGAAGACCCCCAUCGGGACCCCUGCCAUGAACAUGGCCACUCCCACUCCAGGUCACCUGAUGAGUAUGACCCCAGAACAGCUUCAGGCGUGGCGUUGGGAGAGGGAGAUAGACGAGAGGAACCGACCGCUCACAGACGAUGAGCUGGAUGCCAUGUUUCCAGAGGGAUACAAGGUCCUACCCCCUCCAGCAGGCUACGUGCCCAUCCGCACCCCAGCCCGGAAACUGUCUGCCACCCCCACCCCCAUCGGGGGCAUGACAGGCUUCCACAUGCCGCAGGAGGACCGGUCCAUGAAGCAGGUCAACGACCAACCCAGCGGCAACCUGCCCUUCCUCAAACCAGACGACAUCCAGUACUUUGAUAAACUGCUGGUGGAGGUGGACGAGUCGACUCUGAGCCCAGAGGAACAGAAGGAGCGCAAGAUCAUGAAACUUCUGCUCAAGAUCAAGAAUGGAACGCCUCCCAUGAGAAAGGCUGCCCUGCGUCAGAUCACAGACAAGGCCAGAGAGUUUGGGGCCGGACCCCUGUUCAACCAGAUCCUGCCCCUGCUCAUGUCUCCUACUCUGGAGGACCAGGAGCGCCACUUACUGGUCAAGGUCAUCGACCGGAUCCUCUACAAACUGGACGACCUUGUCCGCCCAUAUGUUCACAAGAUCCUGGUGGUGAUCGAGCCCCUGUUGAUUGAUGAAGACUACUACGCCAGAGUGGAAGGCAGAGAGAUCAUCUCCAACUUGGCCAAGGCUGCCGGCUUGGCCACUAUGAUCUCCACCAUGAGACCUGACAUUGACAACAUGGACGAGUACGUCCGAAACACAACGGCGCGAGCUUUCGCAGUGGUGGCGUCCGCUCUGGGAAUCCCCUCCCUCCUGCCCUUCCUCAAGGCCGUGUGUAAGAGCAAGAAGUCCUGGCAGGCCCGGCAUACUGGCAUCAAGAUUGUCCAGCAGAUCGCCAUCCUCAUGGGCUGUGCGAUCCUGCCCCAUCUGAGGAGUCUGGUGGAGAUCAUCGAGCACGGUCUGGUCGACGAGCAGCAAAAGGUGCGAACCAUCAGCGCCCUGGCUAUCGCUGCCCUGGCUGAGGCGGCCACGCCGUACGGUAUCGAGUCAUUUGACUCUGUACUCAAACCCCUGUGGAAGGGUAUCAGACAGCACAGAGGAAAGGGUCUGGCUGCAUUCUUGAAGGCCAUUGGUUACCUGAUUCCUUUGAUGGACGCUGAGUACGCUAACUACUAUACCAGAGAGGUCAUGUUGAUCCUCAUCAGAGAGUUCCAGUCUCCCGAUGAGGAGAUGAAGAAGAUUGUACUCAAGGUAGUGAAGCAGUGUUGUGGUACUGACGGUGUGGAGGCCAACUACAUCAAGACCGAGAUUCUGCCGCCCUUCUUCAAGCACUUCUGGCAACACAGGAUGGCACUGGACCGACGCAACUACAGACAGCUGGUGGAUACUACAGUGGAACUGGCCAAUAAGGUGGGAGCGGCGGAGAUUAUAUCUCGUAUCGUAGAUGACCUGAAGGACGAGGCGGAGCAGUACAGGAAGAUGGUGAUGGAGACCAUCGAGAAGAUCAUGGGGAACCUGGGAGCUGCCGACAUCGACCACAAGCUGGAGGAGCAGCUGAUCGACGGCAUCCUGUACGCCUUCCAGGAACAGACCACUGAGGACUCUGUGAUGCUGAAUGGGUUCGGCACGGUGGUGAACGCCCUGGGGAAGAGGGUGAAGCCCUAUCUGCCUCAGAUCUGCGGUACGGUGCUGUGGCGUCUCAACAACAAGUCCGCCAAGGUCCGCCAACAGGCGGCCGACCUCAUCUCCCGCACGGCCGUGGUGAUGAAGACCUGCCAGGAGGAGAAGCUGAUGGGUCACUUGGGAGUGGUGCUGUAUGAGUACCUAGGAGAGGAGUACCCUGAGGUGCUGGGAAGCAUCCUUGGUGCUCUCAAGGCCAUUGUGAAUGUCAUUGGUAUGCAUAAGAUGACUCCACCAAUAAAAGAUCUGCUGCCAAGGCUGACUCCCAUCCUCAAGAACAGACAUGAGAAAGUACAGGAGAACUGUAUUGACCUGGUGGGCAGGAUCGCUGACAGGGGGGCCGAGUAUGUCUCAGCCAGGGAGUGGAUGCGCAUCUGCUUUGAGCUGCUGGAACUCCUGAAGGCCCACAAGAAGGCCAUCCGCCGAGCCACGGUGAACACCUUCGGCUACAUCGCCAAGGCCAUUGGACCCCACGACGUGCUGGCCACUCUGCUCAACAACCUGAAGGUGCAGGAGCGUCAGAACCGGGUGUGUACCACCGUGGCCAUCGCCAUCGUGGCCGAGACCUGUUCUCCCUUCACCGUGCUCCCAGCCCUCAUGAACGAGUAUCGCGUGCCUGAGCUCAACGUGCAGAACGGCGUGCUCAAGUCCCUGUCCUUCCUGUUUGAGUACAUUGGGGAGAUGGGCAAGGACUAUAUCUACGCUGUCACGCCCCUGCUGGAGGAUGCGCUGAUGGACAGAGACCUGGUCCACCGACAGACGGCCAGCGCCGUGGUCCAACACAUGUCCCUGGGCGUCUACGGCUUUGGCUGCGAGGACUCCCUAAACCACCUGCUGAACUACGUGUGGCCCAACGUGUUUGAGACGUCGCCGCACGUCAUCCAGGCCGUCAUGGGGGCCCUCGAGGGCCUUCGGGUGGCUAUUGGCCCCUGCCGGAUGCUGCAGUACUGCCUGCAGGGUCUGUUCCACCCCGCCAGGAAGGUGCGAGAUGUCUACUGGAAAAUCUACAACUCCAUCUACAUUGGCUCCCAGGACGCGCUCAUCGCCCACUACCCACAUGUUUAUAACGACGAGAAGAACCCUUACCUCCGCUAUGAGUUAGAGUACUUCCUGUGACACUUCUGUCCACUCUCUCUUUCCGCCCCAUGAAUCUGUCUCUUUUUAUUGUCCUAUCUCUUGGUGUAUAGGACUUGGUCCGUAUAUAUAUUUUUUUUUUAGCUCCUCUGUCUUUGUAGUGGGUGUGUUCAACACUCAUUUUUAAUAAAAUAAAGUGUAUAAUUAGGGAGGAAACGAAACGCAGCAAUUUCUUAGAUUCUAUGUAUUGUUUUGUUCUUUUCUUUUAAGCUCAUUUCCAUCAAGAAGGGCAGACAGUACAGUAAACUGCAGGGUCUAAGUUAGCGAUGUUCAAAAAUGGAAAAGCAAGUCAGUGAGAACACGAUAUUGUCAUGCUUUCUGUGUAUGGCUCUUUCUAUUGGCCGUUCCCUCUCGAUUCUCUGCUCUCAAGUGAUCACCCCUUUGUUCUUAUCAGGAUGUUGCUUUAUUUGACUAAAUAAACGUUUGUGUAUAAAAUAA
Molecule: messenger RNA, 6303 nt
Organism: Esox lucius (northern pike)
Lineage: Eukaryota; Metazoa; Chordata; Actinopteri; Esociformes; Esocidae
Gene: sf3b1
Product: splicing factor 3b, subunit 1
Exons: 20
Coding region: 2335-5847 (1170 amino acids)
Biological process (GO): spliceosomal complex assembly
Cellular component (GO): U2-type prespliceosome; U12-type spliceosomal complex; U2 snRNP
Molecular function (GO): mRNA binding
Source: RefSeq, a predicted model, not a curated record